AUGUUCAGUUGGUUUUCAUCGUUUGUUCUUGGUAUCGCCGUCGUCGUCGGCGUACAGAGCUGUUUCCCUGGUGGGGAUAAUGAGUUCGAGUACAUUGAGGAUCCAGUAUUCACUAUGGAUAUAAGCCCACCUGUCGGUUGGACGUACUUCCCACAAAAGAGCAGUGACAACUAUCAGAUUUGGUACUUUAUCGGUCAAUCGAAUGACAGCUUGAUCGCCGAGAUGAGAGCGAACAACGAGAUAAAAGCAUCUAUGAUCGAAGCCAUGGCCGCUGCAAACAUGCCAGUUUAUGGUGUUGAAAUCACAAACGACUAUGCACCCGUUCAGAAAUAG
Angiostrongylus costaricensis is the source of this 333-nucleotide messenger RNA. The record is from the annotation of a GenBank genome assembly. Lineage: Eukaryota; Metazoa; Nematoda; Chromadorea; Rhabditida; Metastrongylidae.